GAUCUCGCAAUUUCAUAUUCCCCGGAACUCGCGCGCCGCUGACUUCCUCCGCACUCUGAUCGAUGAAGACGGAAGCGUCGGCGCCCACUAGCCGGCACGUCGUCGUCGAUCCCAACCAAAACCCUCCUCCUCUCCUCGUCUCCACACCACACCACAGAGGAGCUCGUCGUAAGCACUAUACAUCUGGGAGCAAAGCGCUCCUGGCACAAGCCAGCCAUCGCGCCAGGAUCGAGCGACAAGACAAGAUACGCUAGCUACGCUAGUUAAGUAGCUCUCGGUCGUACGUGGUAUGGCGGCCGGGGGGCUGGGGCGGCCGGGGAGGCCGGCGCGCGGCGGGAACAAGCAGAUGCAGAAGACCAUCAACAACGUCAAGAUCACGCUCAUAUGCGGCUUCAUCACCAUCCUCGUCCUCCGCGGCACCGUCGGCAUCAACCUCAUCGCCUUCUCCGGCGACGGCGGUGGCGACGCGGCAGCUGACGCCAAGGUUGCCGAGGACAUCGAGCGCAUUCUCCGCGAGAUUCGCUCCGACUCCGACCCCGACGAGGGUGACCAGCCCGUGGAUGCGUCUUCAGGCAACUCCACGACCAUGCCCGUCGUAGAGGAGAAGAACUACACCCUCGGCCCCAGCAUCACGCGGUGGAACGCCAAGCGCCGCCAGUGGCUAUCCCAGAAUCCGGGGUUCCCUUCCCGCGACGCGCGGGGCAACCCGAGGAUCCUGCUGGUGACCGGGUCGUCGCCGGGGCCCUGCGACAACCCGGCCGGCGACCACUACCUCCUCAAGUCGACCAAGAACAAGAUCGACUACUGCCGCAUUCACGGCAUCGAGAUCGUGCACAACAUGGUGCACCUCGACCGCGAGCUCUCCGGGUACUGGUCCAAGCUGCCUCUGCUGCGCCGCCUCAUGCUGUCGCACCCGGAGGUGGAGUGGGUGUGGUGGAUGGACAGCGACGCGCUCUUCACCGACAUGGGCUUCGAGGUCCCGCUCUCCCGUUACGAGGGGAGCAACCUCGUCAUCCACGGCUACCCUGAGCUCCUCAACAAGCAGCGCUCCUGGGUGGCCCUCAACACCGGCAGCUUCCUGCUCCGGAACUGCCAGUGGUCGAUGGAGCUGCUGGACGCGUGGGCGCCCAUGGGGCCCAAGGGCCGCGUCCGCGAGGCGGCCGGGAAGGUGCUGACGGCCAGCCUGACUGGCCGGCCGGCGUUCGAGGCGGACGACCAGUCGGCGCUCAUCCACCUGCUGCUCACGGAGAAGGAGCGGUGGAUGGAGAAGGUGUACGUGGAGAACGAGUACUACCUCCAUGGGUUCUGGGCGGGGCUGGUGGACAAGUACGAGGAGAUGAUGGAGAAGCACCACCCGGGGCUCGGCGACGAGCGGUGGCCCUUCAUCACGCACUUCGUCGGAUGCAAGCCCUGCGGCAGCUACGGCGACUACCCGGUGGAGCAGUGCCUCACCGGCAUGGAGCGCGCCUUCAACUUCGCCGACAACCAGGUGCUCAGGCUGUACGGGUUUAGGCACCGGUCGCUGACCAACCCCAAGGUGAAGCCGGUGGCCAACCGGACGGCGAGCCCGCUCCAGAACAAGGAGGCGUCUCUCAAGAUGGACGCCAAGAUCGAAACUUGAGUGGAUGACAAAGAUUUUUCAGAGGUUUUGCUGUUGGACUUCCAGGUUAGGCACAGCAAGAUGCCACGUUUUUUGCUGUUUUAAUUGAAUACUGGGCAGGAGUAAUAGGAUUGCUGCAGAUUGUCAAUCUCUUUGCUGUUUUGGCUCCAGGACGAAAUCAAAAACAGAGAGUGCUGAAGCUUAUUUUUGUUCUAAGACAGAGUUUAAAAAAAUUUAAUCACCUCGAGUUGAAUGGUUUCAUUUUAGGCGAUUAUUUGUGGUA
This is a messenger RNA of Hordeum vulgare subsp. vulgare (domesticated barley), 1883 nucleotides long. RefSeq names its product probable glycosyltransferase 3. Lineage: Eukaryota; Viridiplantae; Streptophyta; Magnoliopsida; Poales; Poaceae. The coding region runs from base 290 to 1621 and encodes 443 amino acids. Gene Ontology annotation, molecular function: hexosyltransferase activity. The transcript has a single exon. The record is from RefSeq and is a predicted model, not a curated record. Gene Ontology annotation, cellular component: trans-Golgi network; membrane; endosome. Gene Ontology annotation, biological process: xyloglucan biosynthetic process.